This is a messenger RNA of Drepanopeziza brunnea f. sp. 'multigermtubi' MB_m1, 1278 nucleotides long. RefSeq lists its product as uncharacterized. The record is from RefSeq and is a predicted model, not a curated record. NCBI's taxonomy places the organism in Eukaryota, Fungi, Ascomycota, Leotiomycetes, Helotiales, Drepanopezizaceae. Gene Ontology annotation, molecular function: protein binding; structural molecule activity. Gene Ontology annotation, cellular component: nuclear pore outer ring; Seh1-associated complex. Gene Ontology annotation, biological process: positive regulation of TORC1 signaling; cellular response to amino acid starvation.
AUGUCACCUGUAUUAUCAGAAGACGACACGGCUCUACCCAAGGUCGACUUCGAUAAGAUAGAAGACAAUCAAGAUGCCUUUACCCUUCUGCCUCACGGCCAUAAAGACAUGGUGCAAGCCACCGCCUUCAACGUAUACGGCGACCGUUUCGCGUCUAGCUCCGCGGAUGGCAAGAUAAAAGCGUACAACCGCCACAAGGACGGGACGUGGAACCUGUGUGAUACAUGGGCCGCACAUACCGCUGAGAUUCUACAGAUCCAAUGGCUUCCCCCAACCAUCCACCCCAACCUUAUAGCAUCCAUCGGCACCGACGGCCGCUAUAAGCUCUGGGUCGAAGACGCGACGCAGCCCCCGGGCAAGGGUCGCCGCUUCAACUCGCACAGCAACAAGCCGGUGCACGAGCUGCGGUCGCCGUCGCGCGCGCCCUACCUCUCCUUCGCCAUCACGCACAACCCGGAGACGCGGCACACGUACCUGGCGCUCCUCGACCGGCAUGCCGUGCUGAGCGUCUACGAGAACGACGAGCCCGAGAACCUCGAGGCCUGGAGCGACCUGGACCGGGUCACCGUCUGCGAGCGGCCGGCCCGCGGCGAGGAGGUCGCCUUCAAGGUCGCCUUCGACCCGAACCUCGAGCCGUGCUACGCCGGCAUCCGGCAGGGCGUCCCUCGGGAUGCGCUGGGCAUCGUUGUGGCAAGCAUGGGUAGGGCGAGCGUCUGGCGCACAAAGGAGAUUUCGCACUCGGUGAGUCUGGGGUCGAGCACGACGAAGGAGUUCUACCUCGCAGCGGAGCUGAAGGGGCAUAAGGGGCUAGUGAGGGAUGUGGCCUGGGCGCCGGGUAACGUCAGGGGGUUCGAUAUCAUCGCUACGGCGUGUAAAGAUGGUUUUGUGCGGGUCUUCCAAGUCACAACGCCUGGGAGGGGGGGCAAGACGCAGAGGAGCUUUGCGAAGGCGCCCGACAAGGUGGUGGUGGUGCAGCAGAGGAGCGUGGAGAGUGGCAGCCGGCCAUCGGGGAUCGGGGCGGGCUUGCAAGGGGCCAGGGCGGGCUUGAGCGGGAGGGAGAAGGAUGCGCGAAUAGGCGAGGGAGAGGUGCCGCAUGUUGCAAAGGAGGUGUCGAGGUUGGAGACGAUGACUCCAGUUUGGAAGGUCGAUUUUGAUGCCGAUGGGCAGCUGCUGGGGAGUACGGGCGAUGACGGGAAGUUAAUCUUGUGGAGGAGGGAGCCCAGUGGGGCUUGGAGCAAGAGUUCGGAGCUGGCCAUGGCCAAGACUCCUGUCUCUUGA